Molecule: messenger RNA, 2375 nt
Organism: Centrocercus urophasianus (Greater sage-grouse)
Lineage: Eukaryota; Metazoa; Chordata; Aves; Galliformes; Phasianidae
Gene: C2
Product: complement C2
Exons: 15
Coding region: 16-2319 (767 amino acids)
Biological process (GO): complement activation; proteolysis
Cellular component (GO): extracellular region
Molecular function (GO): serine-type endopeptidase activity
Source: RefSeq, a predicted model, not a curated record
GAAACUGAUGAAAAAAUGAUUUUCCUGCGUUUGGGGUUCCCCGCAAUUGGGCAUUUCCACAGGGGUCCGCCGGAAAUAGGGUCCGAGGGGGAAACAGAACCCCGGGGCCGUUUUGCUGUGGGGUUCACUGCCGCCCCUCACCCCCCGCAGCGCUCCGUUGCCCCGCGCCGCUCUCUUUCCCUCACGGCACCGUGGAGCCGCGCUUUCCCGCGUACCCCUCCGGCAGCGUCCUCCGCUUCUCGUGCGACGACGGCUUCGUGCUGCGAGGGGCCGCGGAACUGCGCUGCAGAACCGGGGGUGUCUGGAGCGACGCCCCUCCCGUGUGCGACGACGGCGGUGAGUGAGAGAAGCCCUAAAACCCAUCGAAAGGGCCCGAAAUCCCUCCAAAAGGCCCCCAAGCCUCCAGGAAAUGCCCCAAAAUUAUUUUGCGGAGCCAAAAUAUCCCUGGGAGACCUCAAGAUCCCUCGAAGAGACCCCAGAAAUCUUCAACAAGGCACCCAAAUCCCUCAAGAAGGUGACUGUCCCCCCCCUGCGACACCAGCGGGGGGGGUGACAACAGGUGGGGGACGGCACCAUGGAGCCGAGGUUCGGGUGCACUGUGGGGCAGGGCUGCAGCUUCUGGGACCUUCCCGGCGCCACUGCAUGGAGACUGGGAGGUGGUCCGGGCCUGAACCCACCUGCCGCCACCCCUACUCCUUCGACCUCCCUGAGGACAUCAGCAGUGGCCUUGGCUCUUCCUUUGCCUCCAUCCUGGAGCUGGCGGGUGCCCACGCUGACAAUGACAUGUCCCUGGGACGCCGCAUUGUACUGAGCCGCAAUGAGUCCCUCCAUGUCUACGUGCUUCUGGAUGCUUCUGGCAGCGUCCAACAGGACAACUUUGAGCUCUUCCGGCAGAGCGCGGUGGCCAUCGUGGAUAGGCUCAGCAGCUUCGAGGUGCCCCUCAGGUUUGCCAUCGUCUCCUUCGCCACCCACACGCAUGUCAUCAUCUCCACCAUCGAAGACGACGCUUCCGAUGCUGACGAAGUCAUCGCGCGCUUGGAGGCCAUGAACUUUGGUGUGCACAGGAACGCAACGGGGACCAACAUGCAUGGGGCGCUGUUGGAGGUCUACCACAUGAUCCUCUUCCAAAAGGAGCGGUCAACGCGUGACGGCCAACCCAACGCGUGGAGGAACACGCGGCAUGUCGUCAUCCUGCUGACAGAUGGGAGGUUCAACGUUGGCGGACAUCCCCGGGAUGCGGUGGCCAAGAUUGAGGAUGUGCUGGAGAUCAGAGAGGACCGCGAGGAGUACCUGGACAUCUAUGCUUUCGGGGUGGGGACCCUGGAGGUGGACAUGGCCGAGCUGGAGGCAGUGGCCUCGCACCGCCGGGAUGAGCGCCAUGCCUUCAAGCUGGCAGAUGCGUCGGCACUGCGCCAGGCACUGGAGGGGGCUCUGACUGCCACUGCCAUCGGGGAUCUCUGCGGUGUCAUCAUCCCUGCUGGCACUGCCCGACCACCGUGGCAUGUUGUACUGAGGACUGGAGUGCAGCAGCGUUGUGCAGGGACCCUUCUGGGAGGCCGCUGGGUGCUGACAGCUGCCCACUGCUUCCUGGGGGGUGAAAGCCCCCACGACUGGAGCGCCGAGCUGGCAGGGGGUCAGGAGGUUUCCAUCCGGGGGUGGAACCUCCAUGAGGACUUUGAUAUCCGGGGGAGGGCGGCACGGGGGGUCCCUGAAUUCUACGACUAUGAUGUGGCCCUGGUGGAGCUGGAGAAGGAGGUGGGAGACACAGGGGUCCCCAGGCGCAUCUGCAUACCCUGCACUGAGGAUGCAAACAGAGCUCUGAGAAUGGCACCAGGGACCACAUGCCAGAAGCAAGAGGUGGAGCUGUUGGGCCACACUCGUGUCCCCGCCGAGUUUGUGUCACUGGAGGGCAAGAGGUUGAGCGUCAGGAUCAAGGAGCAGGAGGAGCGUGCCUCCUGCCUGAUGGGUGCAGUGCAGCCUGGGAUGCCCCAUGCUAAUGCCUCUGUGAAGGAUGUGGUGACAGAACGGUUCCUGUGCAGUGGGCAGGAGAGCAGCAGUGAGCAGGAGGAUGCAGCCUGCAAAGGUGAAUCUGGAGGUUCCCUCUUUGUGGAACGCCGCCACCGUUUCCUCCAGGUGGGGGUCCUGAGCUGGGGCACCUUCAAUCCAUGCUACAGGGGGGGCCGCAAUGCCGAGGGGGGGCUGCUCCGUGCCUCAGCCCCCCCUGGCCACCACCCCAGGGAUUUCGCCAUCAGCCUCUUCCGCAUCCAGCCCUGGUUAAGGCGACACCUGGGGGGGGUCCUGCGCUUCACCCCCCUGUGACUCCCCCCAAAGGUCCUCGCCAUUGGACUCCUAUAGGAGCUCAAUUGGACCCUCCU